UAAUUUUGCCUGUUUUAUAGUUCAUUUUCGCAAAUAAAAUAUAAAGAUACAACUGUUUUACAAAUAAAGCUGCUAUACAACAUGUCAUUUCGUUUCAAGUCCAAAGAAUUACAACAUUUUAACUGGAUUUUCGGUAAUGCUCCUUGUUUUCCUGUGCAUUCGUCCAAGAUAAGCAUUAUUACUGAACCAAAUAAGUUUUAUGAGACUCUUUACGAGAAGUUUAAGGAUGCUAAAAGAAGAAUAUCCAUAGCUAGUUUGUAUAUAGGUACAGGAGAACUCGAGAAAGACUUAUUGAAGGUUAUGAUGACAAAUGCAAAGCAACAACAGCUAAGUUUGAAGAUUUUGUUGGACUAUCAGCGUGGUACGCGGGGGGAGGUCAAUUCCAAGACAUUAUUUGAGAGUUUUAUCGAUAAAGAGAGCAUCGACAAUUGCAAGUUAUCUUUGUACCAAACACCCAAACUUCAAGGAAGUUGGUCAAAGGCACUUCCAUCACGAUAUAACGAAAUAAUUGGCCUUCAACACAUGAAAUUGUACAUAGCAGAUGAUAUUGUGAUACUAAGUGGAGCAAAUUGCUCAAAUGAUUACUUUGGACAAAGACAAGACCGAUAUAUCCAAAUAGAAGACAAAGACUUAGUCAAUUUUUAUUGUGAUGUUAUAGAUGCUCUUAGUGACAUAAGCAAGCAGUUAGCUGGGGAUAAAAUUGUAGCACCAAAAGAAAUAUGUAGAAAGGAGUUUGAAGGGAGAAUAACAGACCUCAUUGAGAAAUGGAAGUUGUUACAGGCUGAAAAAUUAUCCGUGUUAGGUAAUGACUCAAAGAAUGAGACCAACACAUGGAUAUUUCCUUUAUUACAAAUGGGUGAUUUUAAUAUAACCCAGGAUGAAGACACCACCUGCAAUAUUCUUACAUCUGGACUAAAAGGCUCAUAUUUCCGACUCGCCACUGGAUAUUUUAAUUUAACUGAAAAGUAUGAGAAAGUUUUAUUAAAAGACUGCAAAGCAAACAUUAGUUUGCUUAUGGCCCAUCCAAAUGCUAAUGGAUUUUUGGGAGCUUCUGGUCCUGCAGGGGGAAUCCCCUAUGCUUACUCACUCAUAGCUAAAAAGUUUUGGCAAAAAGUUGUAGACUAUAAUCAAAUAAGCAGAGUUAGGAUAUUGGAGUAUGAAAGACCUGGAUGGACUUUUCACGCAAAAGGACUAUGGUAUUAUCCACCAGGCAGCGAAGUGCCUUGGGCAUGUGUAGUGGGCUCCGCAAAUUUGGGUGAACGUUCCGUCAGACGAGAUUUAGAAGCUCAGGCGGCGAUAUUCACUGAGUCUCCCGACUUACAGAAAAAGCUACAUGAAGAAUGUACAAAAUUACACGACUACUCAACAGAGAGUAUAGAAGACAUACUACAAAGAAACAUACCACUUUGGGUGCAAGCCACUGUUGGUCUGUUUCGGACAUAUUUUUAAUAAUUUUAAGACCCAGAAGAGAACCAGAUUAAAUACAAAAAGAGACAAUACGAUCAUACAAAGCUAAAAUAGUGAAAACAGGAGCAAAAAAGGGGCAUGUCAAAAUAUUUUUUUCUAUUGUUUUGUUGCAUUUUCCAGAAGAAUAAGGGCCAACCCAUACGUACCACAACCACACCACGUCGCAAAGACAAAAUGCC
Molecule: messenger RNA, 1646 nt
Organism: Aricia agestis (brown argus)
Lineage: Eukaryota; Metazoa; Arthropoda; Insecta; Lepidoptera; Lycaenidae
Gene: PGS1
Product: CDP-diacylglycerol--glycerol-3-phosphate 3-phosphatidyltransferase, mitochondrial
Exons: 7
Coding region: 82-1449 (455 amino acids)
Biological process (GO): cardiolipin biosynthetic process
Cellular component (GO): mitochondrion
Molecular function (GO): CDP-diacylglycerol-glycerol-3-phosphate 3-phosphatidyltransferase activity
Source: RefSeq, a predicted model, not a curated record